Molecule: messenger RNA, 1002 nt
Organism: Aspergillus ruber CBS 135680
Lineage: Eukaryota; Fungi; Ascomycota; Eurotiomycetes; Eurotiales; Aspergillaceae
Exons: 5
Coding region: 1-1002 (333 amino acids)
Biological process (GO): transmembrane transport; carbohydrate transport
Cellular component (GO): membrane
Molecular function (GO): carbohydrate:proton symporter activity
Source: RefSeq, a predicted model, not a curated record
AUGGAGCCACUCGCACUGCCAAUGUCGGAUAGCAAGGGAGCACGAGACUUAUUAGGGCUGCCUCCACGAUGGAAGGAGUGGCGCGAUCCAUUUUCAUUGGAUUGGGAUGAAGGAUUCGACGACGGUUGUCCACAAGUCUUGGGCCAGCUGGCUAAGACCCAACAUUUGGUGCAGGCUGUUGAUGUCAGGAGCGUCCAGGGCAGCAAAGUACACGAGACCAGCCUGGUCAAUAUUUUGGGUGUGACUCGCUGGUCCUGGGUUGCUGCUACUGCAUGCCCCGGAGGAUUUGUGUACGGCUUCGCGGCAAACGCGCUCACAGGCACGCUGUCCCAGACGACAUUCAUCAAAAAGCUCCUGUCCACGCCAGAUAAAGCCUCUCGCCAGGAAUCGAGUGGCUUGGAGGGCAAGUCUUUUAGUUGUUUCUUUCCUUCUAUUGGUCUGAUGAUUUUUUUUUUUCGGUUCCUCGGAGGCGCCUUUGUCGGACCUUUGCUGCAGGCCCCUCUCGCAAACAAGUUCCGUCGACAGAUUGCCAAUGCUGCCACUUUGGUCACUGUCAUCAUUUUGGGCGCUCUCCAGGCGGGCUUGUUGAUGUUAGGAUGUUCAUUGUUGCGCUGUGCUCUUCAUCACCGUGCUUGUUCAGUGGCGCCUUGUUUUAUCAUCCUGACCGCCAUCGGCGUCCUUCAUUUGGUGUCGCUCUGUUUCAUUCCCGAGUCUCCUCGCUGGCUGAUGAAGCAGGGCCGUGAUGACGAGGCUACGCGCGUUCUAGAGUACCUACGUCGUACGAAGCAUGAUCCUAUGGCAGCAUUUACACAUGGCGAGGCGAAGCAGAUCAAGGCCCAAGUCGAAGCGGAAGAGAACACCCCCAGCGGCUCUCUACAUAUUCUUCGGACAUCCUCACACCGCAAAUGUACUCUUUGGGGCAUUCUCCUGUGGGCCAUGGCUCAGAGCACUGGGAUCAUGGCCAUCGGCAACUUGAUCUCGGUUCUUAUGAACUCGGCGUAG